CAGGCUUUCUCGUGACGUACGAGCGGGCGCGGCACUCUCAACCAAUGGCUACUCUUACCGCCCCAUAUAAUCUUCUACAGGCGACCAGUCCACUCAAACUUUGAAUAAACGUCGUUGUGAACGCACGUCGAACUACGCGAGUGAAUUUGUGCUACAGUUUUAUUUUGUGUACAUCACGGAUUUAACAAUGCAUCUUAACUCGUUACAACUGUGCACGGCUGCGUUGACGCUGGCUCUUGUAGCAGCGGUGCCCGCUUCUACGCCGCAUCACGUCUCUCGCCGGUCAUUCUUUAGCCUCGAAUGCAAAGGUGUUUUUGACGCGGCGAUUUUCGCGCGCUUAGAUCGUAUCUGUGACGACUGCUAUAACCUCUUUAGAGAACCGCAGCUCUAUACUCUAUGCAGGUCGGAUUGUUUUACCACGCUCUUUUUCAAGGGUUGUGUGGAGUCUCUGUGCCUCUCGGACGAGGUGGAGGAACUGGAUCUAAUGAUCGAUUUCAUCGGAAAACGCUAAUGCUGCCGCCUAUCAUCACAAAAUUCGCGCGCCAUCUUAUGGCGCAAAGCUGACAACAACCAUAGAGAAUCUAGAGCUGUUUCCUUCAACGAAUUAGUAACGCCAUAAGUUAUAUUGAACUAAUAAAUUAUUGAUUUACCAUUUGUUACGAUUGUUCAAAGGCUUUCCUCAAAUUAUCGCGUUUUUAAAUGAAUUACGAAAAGAUAUAUCGAGUUCCUCCAGAUUUCUAUCCUCAACAUAUUCUAGUCUUUAAAGCGACAUAAAAUUAUUUAUGUUUGCUAGUAAUUUUAAUGUUAUCAUAAUUUGUAUUUGAUAAUGUGUAUUCAAAUUUAAGAUAAUAUGUGUUUGCAAGCUACGGGAGUGAAAAGUACAUUAAAGAUGAGUUUUAUUAUGUCACCUAUUAGAUAAUGUUAAAAAAUCACAGUUGAUAAUUUUACCAAAAAUGCCGACUGAGAUUGCUUAAAAAAUAUUAAAUGUAUGACGCAUUCCAAGCACAGUAUUUUAAACAAUUACUUACGCCUUUUAUCUAAAAGAUAAUAUUUUUCUUACAUACUAACAAGUAUUAUUGCGUUAAUUAUGUUUGUUUUAUGACGGUAUUGUAUUUAUAUUGUAGAUAGUAUGUUUAGUUAGUUUUAUAGGUAUUGUGUAAUUCUGAUAGUGGCCUCAAUCUUUUAUUUUAUGACCAUCGUAGUUUUUUACUAAGCAUUGUAUUUAAUUCAUUUAGAACAGCUACUUUUUUGACGUUUGCGCCUGGCCGCUGUGCAAAAAAUCUAUUGUCUUAGCAAAAAAAUAGUAUAUGGAACAUUUUAAAUCGUUCGGAAUUCCGUAUUAUCUACGUGAAAAGAAUUAAUUGUCAGGCAGCGUCAGAAAAGUUAGCUGUAGUUUAGAUUAUAAG
Molecule: messenger RNA, 1406 nt
Organism: Pieris brassicae (large cabbage white)
Lineage: Eukaryota; Metazoa; Arthropoda; Insecta; Lepidoptera; Pieridae
Gene: ITP
Product: CHH-like protein
Exons: 3
Coding region: 188-511 (107 amino acids)
Biological process (GO): circadian rhythm
Cellular component (GO): extracellular region
Molecular function (GO): neuropeptide hormone activity
Source: RefSeq, a predicted model, not a curated record